Messenger RNA from Drosophila busckii, 3429 nucleotides. RefSeq names its product sarcalumenin. Gene Ontology annotation, molecular function: calcium ion binding. The coding region runs from base 228 to 3170 and encodes 980 amino acids. Lineage: Eukaryota; Metazoa; Arthropoda; Insecta; Diptera; Drosophilidae. The record is from RefSeq and is a predicted model, not a curated record. The transcript has 14 exons.
GGUAAAUUCAUGGUAUAUGCAUGUUGAGUUACGAAUUGGUUUUGGACCGGGAGAGAUCGUCUCGUAUACUCGUUGCAUUUAAACGAGCGCAUAUAUUUUGGAUAUAUAUGCGGUAAACGAGCGCAAGUGAUUAAAGUUUGACAACAAACAUAAAGGAUAAUUUAUGACGUGGCUAACAUAUUAACCACACUGGGAAAACUCAAGGAUAUUUUGUUGAUUUGGUUAUUAUGGGGCGGCUAACAAUUUGGUUCCUACUGGGACUUACGUUAAUCGCCGUUAGCAACAAUGUUGGGUUUGCCAAUGCCGAAGUUGGACCAAGCGAAUCAGAGUGUCGACCCUAUAUCGAAAAAGCUAUAAAUGAACUGAAAACAGAUGGUGUCACUGGUAAGGAAGAUUCGGGAGAACUGCAAUCUGAUCAGCCUAGGGAUGAUGAUGAUGAUGACGAUGACGACGACCACAACGACGAUGAUGAUGAUGAUGAAGAUGCGAAAAGCGCCAACGACAUUGACGGCGAUGGCAUACCAGAUGACCAGGACGAUGACAUAGACGGCGAUGGCAUACCAAAUGAAGAGGACGACGACAUUGAUGGCGAUGGUAUUCCAAAUGAAAAGGACGAUGACAUAGACGGCGAUGGCAUACCAAAUGAUGAAGAUGACGACAUUGACGGCGAUGGCAUACCAAAUGACAAGGACGACGACAUUGAUGGCGAUGGUAUUCCAAAUGAGCAGGAUGAUGAUAUUGAUGGCGAUGGUAUACCAAAUGAUCAAGAUGACGACAUUGAUGGCGAUGGUAUUCCAAAUGAAGAUGAUGAUGACAUGGACGGCGACGGUAUACCAAAUGAAAAAGACAGGGAUCUGGAUGGCGAUGGUAUACCAAACAAAGAGGAUCGCGAUAUGGAUGGCGAUGGCGUGUCCAACGAAAAAGAUAAAGAUUUGGAUGGUGAUGGUAAAGAUAAUCACGAGGACGAGGAUCUUGAUGGGGACGGUACCCUUAAUCACGAGGAUGAAGACUUGGAUGGCGAUGGCUUGCCAAACGAAAAGGAUGAAGAUUUGGAUGGUGAUGGCAAAGCAAAUCACGAGGAUGAAGACAUUGAUGGUGAUGGCACUUUGAAUCACGAGGACAGCGAUAUUGAUGGCGAUGGUGUGCAUAACGAUGAGGAUCAUGACGUUGAUGGUGAUGGCCUUACCAAUUCUGAAGAGCCACAGAGCAUGGAUAUUGAUGGGGAUGGUGUGCCAAACAGUGAGGAUGAUGACAUUGAUGGCGAUAAAUUGGUAAACGAAAAGGAUGAUGAUAUGGAUGGCGAUGGCAUUUUAAAUCAGCAUGACAAUGACAUGGACGGUGACGGAGUACCAAAUGCGCAUGACGAUAGCCAGGAGGACGAUGAUGAAGAAGAAGAAGAGGAAGCCGUUAAGAAACGUAAGAAGCGUGAGGUUGAUGCUGCACCUGUGCUAGAUAUGCAGGAGCCACCAAAUCCAGCUGAUGAAUUCCCCGCAGAGGAGGAAGCGCCUAAGGAAGCAUCUGCUGAAGUUGAGGUAGAAGCACAGCCUGCUGUUGAGGAGGAACAUGAGCAGGAAGCAGAGCCAGAGCCUGUUGCAGCAGAAGAAUCUAAAGAAGAAGAGGAAAAGCCAGUUGAAGAGCCUGAACAGGAAGCUGAGCCAGAGGCGCCAAAGGAGGAUUCUGCAGAGCAUGCUGAGGACAAGCUAGAAGAAUCAGAUGCACCCGCUGAAGCUGAGCAAGCAGCUGAAGCUGAUGGUGAAGACGACACAAUGCCAGAAGAUGAAUUGCUUUGGGAGGGUGAAGUGCCUCAAAACCGUCGCAGCCGUCAACACAUCAGUGAGCUUUUGCAGCUGGAUGAGGAAUUCAAUGCGCGUGAAAAGGCCACCGACAAUGUGGCCGAGAUCAUCUUGCGUGACAUAAAGAAAAUUUACGAAAAUGCUGUCAAGCCACUGGAAACUUUGUACAAGUACCGUGACUUGAGCAAUCGUCAUUUCAGUGAUCCAGAGAUUUUCUCUAAGCCUUUGAUUCUCUUCAUGGGCCCCUGGUCUGGCGGCAAGUCAUCUAUACUGAACUAUCUGACCGAUAAUGAAUAUACAGCCAAUUCGUUGAGAACCGGAGCGGAACCAUCUCCGGCUUACUUCAACAUACUUAUGCAUGGCAAUGAGACCGAGGUCUUGGAUGGCACACAGCUGGCAGCUGACUACACCUUCGCAGGUCUGCAAAAGUUCGGUCAAGGUCUGGAGGAGCGUCUGCGUGGCCUGAAGUUGAAGAGCAAGCUACUCGAAAAAGUCAACAUCGUUGAGAUACCUGGCAUACUCGAGGUACGCAAGCAAGUGUCUCGCGUCUUCCCCUUCAAUGACGCUUGCCAGUGGUUUAUCGAUCGCGCCGACAUUAUCUUUUUGGUCUACGACCCAGCCAAAUUGGAUGUUGGCCCAGAGACCGAGGCCAUACUCGACCAACUCAAGGGGCGCGAGUAUCAGACUCGCAUCAUCUUGAACAAGGCGGACACAGUAAAGCCUGAAGAGCUUUUGCGUGUGCAGGGUGCGCUCAUUUGGAACAUUUCGCCGCUGAUGUCGUCGGCCCAGCCGCCACUCAUGUACACCACAUCGCUGUGGACGCAUCCGUAUCAGGAUGGCGCCCCAGCACGUCUGCUGCUGGCCCAGGAGCGCGCCUUCCUGCGUGAUCUGCGCACCGCCAUCGACAAACGUAUUGAGCAUAAGAUUGCCAGUGCCCGUCGAUUUGCCGUGCGUGUGCGUAACCACGCCAAGAUGGUCGACUGCUAUUUGAACACCUAUAACAAUCACAAGACGCUCUUUGGCAACAAGAAGCGCAUCGCUGAUGAUAUUAUUGACCAUCCACAGAAUUAUCACAUCUACGAGGGUCUAUCCACGCUGACAAAUAUCUCGCGCUAUGACUUGCCCGAUCCUGAGGUCUAUCGCGACUUCUUCCGCUUGAAUCCACUGUAUGAGUUCAAGAAACUCACGGACACCUGCACCUAUUUCCGUGGCUGUCCCAUAACCAAGCUGGAUUUGGCCAUUGCCUAUGAGAUGCCAGAGCUGGCGGGCAAAUACAAGAAAAUGUCAGAGGCAGCGCUGGCCGGCAUUGAGGCCCAGGCAGAAAAGUCAGAAGCUGAGGCGAGCAAUGUACAGGCUGAGCCCAAAAAGACGAGUUGAGGUGUUGGCUCCUUUAAGGAGAAUGCCUGCCAUUUAGUUUGUUUUAAUGAGAGAUAGUGAGAAUGUGACAUAGGCCAUGGUAACCGUCUACCGACAAUAAACUGCACCAACAGAUAUAGAACGUGAGAGAGAGAGAUACAGAGAGAGAAUGAGCGAGAGCAGCGUGAGAGUAAUAUACACUAUACACUAUAAUAGAGCAUAAAUAUUGGUUAACGAAUUUGUUCAUCGACGAUGCAAACAACAGCGUAAGACCAAAAAA